Messenger RNA from Parnassius mnemosyne (clouded apollo), 1029 nucleotides. The record is from the annotation of a GenBank genome assembly. Lineage: Eukaryota; Metazoa; Arthropoda; Insecta; Lepidoptera; Papilionidae.
AUGACCAUCACAAUGACAAAAAAAGUAAGUGAAUGCCAGCCUGAAACUGUCCAGUUUAUGCCUAUGGAGAAAGUGGAGGAGGAAUGCAUUACUGAUAAGGACUAUUGCAGUGGAACUACAUUACUCAGAAGAGGCAAGAGGCUAGAAGAUAAUAACAAUUUAACAAAGGAAGAUAUUUUGUACAUAAACUACAAGCAGCUUCUAAAAUAUGAAGAGGCUCCAGCUUAUUUGCAGCAUAACCCUUACAUAAGAGAUGGAUAUCGCAAGUUAUUACCUACUAGACUAUGUUGGGAGAGUAUAUUCUGGUGGACGAAUGAAACCAUGAACAUAUGGACGCAUAUAUUCGGUUUCUUCCUCCUGCUCUCCCUGACCAUCAACGAUCUCGUCAUUAUAAACAUACACGCCACUUUAACGGACAAGACAGUUGCGGCGAUAUUAUUCUCCUGUUUCCUGGUGUGCAUGGCAUUAUCGGCUCUAUAUCACACAUUCUCAUGCCGAUCGGAGACCGAUUAUAACACGUUCUUGAUGUACGACCUCUUCGGUAUAGCGCUAUCGUUACUCGCCAUUUACACUUCCGGUGUCUACUAUGCGUUUUGGUGUCAUCAUGAACUGAAGACGUUCUACAUGAUCACAGUGACCGUGAUAUUUGGUGUGGCGAUGGCGUUGCAAGUGCCGCGCUUCAACGUUUCCUAUGCCGUGAAGAUGUGCGUGUUCAUCGGCUGGGCGGCGUACGGAGUGCUGCCCACCUUUCACUGGACCUACGUUAUGGGCGGAUUUGAUAACCCCAUGGUUCAGAUUUUCUUUCCCAGAGUAAUUGGCAUGUACGUCAUCAGUGGAACGGCGUUCGCCAUUUACGCCUUCAAGAUACCAGAACGCUGGUUUCCUGGCAAGGUGGACUACGUUGGCCACUCUCACCAGUGGUGGCACAUACUGGUGCUGGGCGCUUUGUACUACUGGCACAACUCCGCCAUGAUCUACGUGCAGUACCGCAUGAACCACGGCUGCGCAAACACCAUGCGGAUAUUCUAA